AUGGGCGCCCCUUCCGGCAGCCGGGUGGCCUUUUUGGCCUACUUCCACCUGGGAUGCGCCACCCUGUUCCCCUGGUCAGCCCUCAUCACGGCGGCAGACUUUUGGGAGAGCCAGUUCCCGGGCAAGCACAUGGACCGCCUGCUCACGGUGGCCUACCUGCCAGCCAACCUGGCGGCGCUGGCGGUGCUCCUCCGCCACGGCAGCCGGCUGACCCCCCGCAUGCGGGUGGUGGGCGGCUUCACUGGCUACACAGCCAUCAUGCUGGCGGUGCCGCUGCAGGCCAAGCUGCUGACCCCUAGCACCCCCGUCCUGGUCUGCCUGCUGGCCCUGGUGGCCUGCGCCGGCGUGUGCGACGGCGCCGUGCAGGGCGCGCUGUACGGCGAGGCGGCCGGGUAUCCCACCACCCUGUUCACCCGCGCCCUGACCAGCGGAUCCAGCAUGGCGGGAGUGGUGGUGGCCUUUUUGCGCCUGGCCACCAAGGCCACCCUGCCCGAGACGCCCGCCGGCCUGGCCGCCUCCGCCAGCCUCUACUUUUUGCUGGCCGCCGCCGUGACGGGCGGCGCGUCGGCCGUGUACGGCUGGGUGCUGCCCCGCCUGGCGGCGGUACGGCACUACCGCACCAUCGCGCUGGAGGCGGCGCUGCUGGGCGGGUCGCGCACCGCGCUGCUGUGGGUGGCCAUUGCGCGCGCCGGCUUCGUCCCCGCCUUCCGCCUGGCCGCCGAGCGCCAGGUGGGGCCGCCCAUCGUGGGCGGUCUGACGGCGGCGCUGGGCGCCACCAACGGAUGGGUGACCGCCUGCGCCAUGAUGGCCGCACCCAACGGCCUGCACGGCGCCGCCGCCAGCCUUGCGGGCACCAUCUCGGUCUUCUCAAUCGUGCUGGGGCUGUGCUGCGGCGCAUUGUUGAGUUUCGCCUGGCUGCUGUGA
Molecule: messenger RNA, 924 nt
Organism: Chlorella variabilis
Lineage: Eukaryota; Viridiplantae; Chlorophyta; Trebouxiophyceae; Chlorellales; Chlorellaceae
Exons: 6
Coding region: 1-924 (307 amino acids)
Biological process (GO): nucleoside transmembrane transport
Cellular component (GO): plasma membrane
Molecular function (GO): nucleoside transmembrane transporter activity
Source: RefSeq, a predicted model, not a curated record